AUGUUUGGAGAGGGCGGUGGAGGAGGGGAUGGGGGAGAUGAGGACGAGACUCUUGAAGGGGAUAUGGAUGACGUGCGCAGGCUGGGGGUGGUCUGGGUGCGGGAAAGGGGAACGGGGGAGAUCAUGAGCUGGGAAGGGGAUCUGAUAGAUUCUAUCUUUGAUAAGUUGGAUCAGCAGCAAAAAAUGGUUGAUACCCUCCGCUCAGAUCCGGACACGAGUGAGGAGGAACACUUCAAGCUCAUGCUGGUAAUGACGGAGAUGGAGCGAGUGAAAUAUCUGGUCAGGUCAUACGUCCGGACCAGAUUAUGGAAGAUCGAGAAGUUCUCGCAGUACAUUGUCAUCACACCUGAAGUCCACCCAUCACUAUCUGGAGCCGAGCUGAGCCAUGCUCGACGCUAUACCGAGCUUUUACAUACCCAUUUUCAGCACUCUGUCCUCGACUCGUUACCCGAGUGGUUGCGAAAGAUGGACGAGACCUCUAGUGAUGGGCUCAGCAUGAUACCAAAACCUAAUAAGAACAUUCCCGUCUUGAUCUACUGUCGUCGAGAUUGCGGCGAAAUCACAUUACCAGACGGCGAACCAGCGGCAUUAGGGAAAGGCUCAACGCAUCUGCUGAAAUAUAACCUGGUCGAGCAGUGGAUCAAACUCGGUUGGGCAGAGGUGUUGUGA
This is a messenger RNA of Dioszegia hungarica, 669 nucleotides long. RefSeq lists its product as uncharacterized. The coding region runs from base 1 to 669 and encodes 222 amino acids. Gene Ontology annotation, cellular component: GINS complex. The transcript has 6 exons. NCBI's taxonomy places the organism in Eukaryota, Fungi, Basidiomycota, Tremellomycetes, Tremellales, Bulleribasidiaceae. The record is from RefSeq and is a predicted model, not a curated record. Gene Ontology annotation, biological process: DNA-templated DNA replication; double-strand break repair via break-induced replication.